AUUUGAUCCAUUUGUAGCUCACCGCGGUAUUUUGAAAUGUAUCCGUUACUACACAUUUAAGAUGGCAUCUUACCUAACUUAUAAUGAUAUCAGCUGUAUCCAGACAACGUAUGGUUGUUUGUUACGUAUUUACUUGUAUUUUCGUGGUUAUACAGCUUUAUAUUCAGCUGUAUGUAUAUGUUUUCAAAAGUUCAUUCUUGUCUACCGUCGAAAUUUCAAGUCGUACAAACAAAAAUGGUAGCCUAGAUAAAAUAACAAAGUGUCUUCGCAGUAAUAAAUACGUUUGGAGUGCUUACAACCGCACAAGUUCAGAAAGCUGCAAACAAAUAUUUAUUGGUGUAGGUUGUUCUCCUGUUACAUACGAAGGCUUUUCUAGCAGCUUUUGCCAUGUUCAAGGUAACCUUAGCGAACAACCGUCUUUCGUCGGCUGCUUCCUCAUCCGUCACAGUGAACUUAACUUCGUUAAGUCGAGUGAAUACAAAGAUGAUAAUGAUUGUCUGAGCAUCUGUCGUUCUCUGGGCAUAGCGUAUUCAUGGUUAGGUCCUAGUCAUACGUGCUGGUGUAUGAUGCAGCUACCGAAUGAAUCAAGAAGCAUCCCUCUUUCUCAAUGCAGCAUCAAUUGCACUCUUGAAGGACACGGUUUCGGUCCUAAUAAUCAUCCGCUUUGUCCUGACCCAGUCCCGGUCCGGGUUUAUGCGACAAAGGCAAGUCCUCCUUGGCAUCCUGUUCCUCUUUCUCUUAAGUCUGGUCUUAUCGACCUAGUAUCUUCGAAACCAGUAAGGAUAGUCUAUCUACUUGUCUGGAAUGGAAGGAGUUGGCCCCAUAUCCGUCGAAUGUUCGAGCUAAUAUACAACACUCGACAUUAUUAUUACAUUCAUGUGGAUGCGCGAUGUGGUUAUCUGUACACAAUGGUUAAAUCUUUUAUUGGAAACUACCCGUCAAAUGUCUACCUAACAUCUACUCGGUUUUCGCCAAUAUGGGGUGGACAAAGUCUACUUGAUAUGUUCUUGUCAUCAUUAAAAGAUUUAUCCUUUAAUAUGAGUGAUUGGGAAUGGGACUUUGUGAUCAACUUGAGUGAAAGCGAUUUGCCUAUCAGACCUAAUCAUGAACUGGUUACCUAUUUGAGUCACAAUCGGGAUAAAAUUUUUCUACGCUCAUUCAGUCAUACUGGGCAAAGUUUCUUAAGAAAUCAAGGUUUUGGUCAGUUAUUCCUCGAAUGUGACUCAUAUGUAUGGCACCUAGGUGAACGAUCGGUCCCAUCUGGAAUUAUUUUAGACGGUGGUUCUGACUGGAUGAUACUGCCUAAAAUAUUUGUGGACUAUGUUAUUUACAGUGAUGCUAAUUUAUUACGCGAUAUCAAGGAAUACUUCCGCUAUAGUUUGCUACCAGUUGAGAGCUUUUUUCAUACUGUUGCGCAAAACACUCACUUUUGCACCUCAGUCAUCAAUCAUUAUCUACGGUUUAUCAAUUGGAAAAGACCACAAGGUUGUGGCUGUAAAUAUGGCAGUGUGGUUGAUUGGUGUGGUUGUUCUCCACUUGCAUUGAACGGACCAAAAGAUGCAGAACUUUUAUGUGAAUUAACCGGGAAGUGUUUAAAGCCAGAUUACGGAUUACAGCCAUUAUUUUUUGCUCGCAAAUUUGACUCAACCAUUGAUCUGGGGAUAAUAAAUUUUGUUGUAUAUAAAUUGUUAGAGCGUUCCGAUGGAACAGGUAGUCUAGUUCAAGAUUCAUUUUUCGUCCAAAUUAUUUUGAUAUCAUAGUGAUGAGUUAAAUUAUUCAAAUAUAAACGUAUAUGGGUUUUGAUGUAACUGCAUUUGGAUAGAUUUGAUUAAUUUAAGGAGAAAUAAUUCUAUUAGUUCAGUGAAAUUUAUAGUUUUUGGCUAGAAAUCAGAAAUACCCAUUGAAAUUAUCCUCUCUUUUCCAAAUAUUAUAUGCAUUAGACAUAAAUCUCAUAAAAGUUGUCCUCAGUUUUUGUGGACUAUAUUUUGUUGACUGUUUUUCUAAUUAUCAGUAACUAUUUUACGCUAGCAAUGUCUCGAUUGUGUUUGACGUAUAGAUAAGCUUCAAAUAUCAUUUAAAAUGUUAGCCUGUAUUUCACCUUAUGUACCUUAAUACAAAACUGUAGAAAAAAUUCAUGUAAAGUUCCUCGCUCCAUUUUAACUGGAAGUUGGGAUAGCAAUCUAACAGCUGUGUUCAGUCUACUUUUUACCCAGACUAUAGUUAAAUCCAUUCAAUCUGUAAAACAAGCUGCAGAAUUUGCGUAGUAUAUUUAUUGUGUCCUGAGAUCCGAUUUUGGUUGUUAAUGCAUUCUUUUAUGUGCUCUAUCAACCGGCUAACCAGAGCGGGAGACAUAAUAAUAAACAAAACUCCGUCAAUGUAAUUUGUCGAACUGGUCCAUGCAGAAACGUGGUGGGAUCACUUUAGAUAAGUGAAUAGUUCACCUCCCCGCACUUGCGCCACUCACCUUACGAGGUGGUUAGUGUAUAACAUGGUGUCUGGUGUGAAAGAAAGCUGCAAAGGGCUGAGGUCCGAAAGAUGGUCCAACACAUUGGAUAGAGACAUUAUCAGAUAUGGCUUAGAAUAGAAGCCAGUGGCGAUCCUGCUGUAACCUUCUUUUACUUUCUUUAUAAAAAGUGGUUGUAUCUUCCUUAACUGAAAGAAUUCUUCUGGUUGUACCUUUCCGUUUCCCCCAUUAUUAUUACUACACUACCUUACACUAAUCUGUGGUCUCUAUUGUUCUUCUUUUCUCUUAUACGCUCCUUACCUUCUUUUUUCUCUUCCCAUUGUUUUGUGUGGUGCAUAUAUAUUUGGUCCCCCCUUGUACCAAUAUUUAUGUGUUCAAAUAAAUAAAUAAAUCACCUUACUGUGUACUUACGACAAGAUAUAACCCUUUUGAGUUCGUCCAGUAUAGCAAUGCUGAUUCUUCAUUUAUCAGUCCAAUUUUUUCUUUUGUUUCAGUUAACCUGCGUAACGAUAACUAUUAUUUGGAAAAUAUCUACUCAAAAGAGGAGGAUUCAUUAAUAGAGAAUCCACAUCGACAAACACUGUAUUUAGCUUUGAAGUGUUUAUCAAAGAAACUAAUGUAUCAAUUUUUACGAAAUUCUAACUACAAUCCUGAUUUGUUGUAUGCAAAGUCAUCGCUUUUAAAUAGUUUUGCGUUGUUCAAUGCAACAGGUUGGGAAGAAUUCUAUCAUAUUCCGUCGAACGAGCUAUUGAAUACAUGGGUUAAUAAAAGGAACAUUGUACCUCCAUUAGUAAUACAAAUUCGGCUGACAGAAUUUACAAAUUUGAGUACUAUUAACGAUAGAAACCACUUUAUCGUAGAAUUCCUGGUACAUCCACCAUCACUUAGUUUCACUACUGUAGAUACCAUUAGUAACCUAUUACCCGGUGAUAUUGGGUUUCUAGAAAUCAGUUCAAAUUUCGAUGUCAAAGAACAAAUAUUUCGUAAUUAUCCACGUUUUUUAACGUUACAAGAAACCUUAACUAUUUUAGUAUUAUGGAAAGGAAAUUCUGAUCAUAAAAUAUACAAAACUUCAGUUGUAUUCACUUUAAUCAAUCCUUUAGGUAUACCUUGUUUGAAACAACUCAAAUUACCACUUAUACAAAAUAAACAUACUCUUCGGUCAUUGGCUAUGCCAGAACUAUAUAUCACUACGAGUCUAUUUAAAAACACAAUUUUAAUGAAUUGUGUACAAAAACAUGUUAAUAUUGUUCCUGGUGAAUGGACUAUUAUUGCCGUAACUUCAAGUGGACAGAUUAGUCGUGCCAAAUUCGUUCUAUUUGACCCAUUGAAGCUUAGCCAGUCAUUAAGACUUCCUUAUAAAUUAUUGGCAGACGAGAAAUUGUUCGAUUCAAAGUCGUGGAAUUCUGUUCAAGUGACUGACUUUUGUAUAAUCCAACAGUCGACUAAAGGGAAAUCGAAUUCGUUGUAUACUAAUAAUAUUACCUUUCGCAUUUUUAACAGUUUGUUAAAUGAUUUUCGUCGAAAUUGUACUUCUGUUCAGUGGAGUUCCUUUUUUAAAUAUUCUCAUUUGUAAUUCCUUUUUAUUUGCAAUUUUUUACCAGAUCUGCUUCCCUCUUUGUAAAUAUUCACAGUUUAGCUUUAAUUAUAUUCACAUUUUUU
Schistosoma bovis is the source of this 4126-nucleotide messenger RNA. The record is from the annotation of a GenBank genome assembly. NCBI's taxonomy places the organism in Eukaryota, Metazoa, Platyhelminthes, Trematoda, Strigeidida, Schistosomatidae.